This is a messenger RNA of Nycticebus coucang (slow loris), 3322 nucleotides long. RefSeq names its product Josephin domain containing 1 (gene JOSD1). Gene Ontology annotation, biological process: protein deubiquitination. NCBI's taxonomy places the organism in Eukaryota, Metazoa, Chordata, Mammalia, Primates, Lorisidae. Gene Ontology annotation, molecular function: cysteine-type deubiquitinase activity. The transcript is spliced from 5 exons. The coding region runs from base 710 to 1318 and encodes 202 amino acids. The record is from RefSeq and is a predicted model, not a curated record.
GUCAGGCUCAGGUGCGCGCGCGCGCCCGCCCGCCCGCCCUCGAGCGGCCCAGGGGGCCGUAUCAGCUCCUGGUGGCGACCCGCGGCGGGUGGUGGCGAGAGGGCGAGAGUCCGCGCCAUCGAGGGAACCGCGCCCUGUGGGGCCUUACCGCACCCGAGGGGAUGGAGCGCUGCCCCCGACGCCCUGGCGCCGCCCGCGAUCCCACCCUGGCCGGCCCUCGCUAGCUGCUCGGAUCGUGCGUUGUAUGCACCACCAUCCUAGGCCUUGUCUCAUAAGUCGGUGGCGUCGUGGUUCGAAAGAAAUGGAAGAAAAGGAGCGAUGUGACCAAUUCCAUUCAGUACCCCUGCGUUGAGGCCUGGUUGGCAUUUGUAAAGAGAAUAGUGUUUUUUUGGAGGGGGGUGGGAGGGGAGGGUGGGGAAAAGGAAACGAGGUCUUACAUUUUAUGAUUUUUUAGAAAUUAUGCACUUAGUAGUGGGCAAAAUACUGGUAAACGAAACUGAAGGUUAUUUUUCUAUUGAGAAGAGAGAAGAGGUGGAUGUUUCCCCCUUUUGAUUCCAACCUUUUCUCCCAGUGACAAAGCAUAUAUUAUGGACACCAGAGAAUAAGGUGGACCUCAGGAAUUUUGGAAAGACUGAGAAGCUUACAUUCUUCUUCAGGAGGGAAGAGUGGGGUGUUUUUUUAGCCCUCUUUGGAACCUAAAACGAAAAACAUGAGUUGCGUGCCAUGGAAAGGAGACAAGGCCAAAUCAGAAUCAUUGGAGCUGCCCCAGGCGGCACCCCCACAAAUCUACCAUGAGAAACAGCGCAGAGAGCUUUGUGCCCUCCAUGCCCUCAAUAACGUCUUCCAGGACAGCAAUGCCUUCACCCGGGAAGCACUUCAAGAGAUUUUCCAGAGGUUGUCUCCAAACACCAUGGUGACACCUCACAAAAAGAGCAUGCUGGGAAAUGGAAAUUAUGAUGUGAAUGUCAUUAUGGCAGCACUACAAACCAAAGGCUACGAAGCUGUUUGGUGGGACAAGCGCAGGGAUGUCAGUGUCAUUGCUCUCACUAACGUCAUGGGCUUUAUCAUGAAUCUGCCCUCCAGCCUGUGCUGGGGUCCACUGAAGUUACCUCUCAAAAGGCAGCACUGGAUCUGUGUUCGAGAGGUAGGAGGGGCCUACUAUAACCUCGACUCCAAACUCAAGAUGCCCGAGUGGAUUGGAGGCGAGAGCGAGCUCAGGAAAUUUCUAAAACAUCAUUUGCGAGGAAAGAACUGUGAACUCCUGCUGGUGGUACCAGAAACAGUAGAGGCCCAUCAGAGUUGGAGGACUGAUAUGUAACACGGUUCUGCCCAACCUUGCCUUUGUCUCAGCCCCUUCAGUCAUCUGUGAUGUGCUGUGGCCUCUACUGUGGGUCUGUCCUUGCCAUUUCCCCAAACAUCUCAUCGGGUUUUUCCUCUUCAGAUUUGACAGUGCAGUAGGACAGAUACAUGGACUGUUACAUGAACCACCCAGUGUUUUCUUCCUGGGAAAGGAAGGGGGAGCUCUGUAUACUCUAAGGCCAAUGAUCACAAAGCCCUGUUUUAUUUGAGAGAGAAAAAAGAAAGGGGAGGAGUCCUAGCUUGUCUCCCCUUUCUGUGAGGGCUUGACACAGAUUCUGCUGGAGUGUCACUGCUGCUCCAGACUCACCUGGAUAUGCUGCCUCCACUUUCCCUCUUGUCACAUCAGGGUCUUAGACAUAGUACACACAAACCCCAUGUGGCUGGCUUGAAGGACCCAGAGUAAAAAGGGUCUCUCAGGAAACCAUCUCCAAAACUAGUAAUGGCACAUGCCGUCUCCUUUUACCCCAGUUUUAAGGGUGGUUUAUGGCCAGCCUGGGAGUUUUAAUGAAAAGUUCUCUCAUAUUCAAGCCAUGUGGUUGAAUCCCACAACAUUCUAGUGUGACAAGUGAGAUGGACGUCUAAGAGGGUGUGGCUAAAGCCAAACUGGGACAGGCCUGGGGCAGCUUCUGCACUCUAGUUUUGUCUCUACCAUUUCACUACAUUGAUUUUGGGGGGUUCUGGGGAAAAGAAGUAGUUGUUCCAGUUGACCCAAAUCCACCUUUUUUUUUUUUUUUGCAUUUUUUGGCCAGGGCUGGGUUUGAACCCGCCACCUCUGGCAUAUGGGGCUGGUGCCUUACUCCAUUGAGCCACAGGCGCCACCCCCAAGUCCACCUUUGACACAAAACUCUACUAGUUUGAGAUAGAGUUGGGUGAGGAAAGUGUUGUGAGGAUAAGCUUCUCAGAGUUUAAGAACAGUCCAAGUCACUAUAGUGACAAGCAGAGCCCUUGAAUUGGGUGGUUGUGUGCAUUGUUAUAGGACCUGGGUUUGUCACCUUCCUGUCAUUUCCUUUACAAAUCUGCUGGGGAUUGACCCGCCCCCUACCUCUUGAAAUAGUUGUAGGCCACUUUCUCCUUUAACUUGGGAAAAUAGGAGGAAGGGGGGGGAAGUAUCAUACCAACGUGGUUGUGUUUGCCUCAACAGGUGGGCAGGCAGGGAAGACCCUAGCCCUUAGAGGUCAGUGGUCUUGGCAGGUCUGAGAGCUGCCCCAUUUGGCUAGACGUAUCUCCAGCAGCAAAGCCAGCCCGGGGCUUGCAUGUCGGUCCUGAGCAAGCUUAACGGGGUAAAGCUGAGGCUUUCUCCCCACUGUGACUGGAGUGCAUGUUUACACCAGCACUUUCUGCACAUGUAUCUUCAAUCCAACAAGGCCAUUUUUUAUGCUGAGUAACAAGCCACCAAGCGGCUACUGCAUUAUUCCCUCAGCAACUGGCCGCAGUCUCUUCUGCACCAUUUUCUACACCAGACUUGCUUAGCACCACAGGGAGCUCUUUACCCCUGCAAAGUGACAUUCCAACCACCACCAGCCAAGUUAGAGCCAACCUUGCUGAUUGGUACAGCAGGAUCUUGGGUCCAUUGGCGCUGUCUGGUAGCAAGCCAUUUCCUGGGAAGGGAAAGAAACUCCUCUCCACAUACUUGCUUGGGCCUGUGCAAAUGGUACUUCAAAAGGAGUCCCUGUGCACUUGGAGUCCAUGAGCCAAUGGGAUAUGCAAAGACGCUUAAACAUUUCAGGGCUGGUUUCUGUUCAUAUCUAAUUCCGGUGCUUAGGAGAGGGACCCAUGCUGAUGCCCAAGGGCAGAAAGCCUCACUUCCUUUAGGAAGGGAGCACACCUGACCCUGAUGCCCAGUAAGAGGCAACCCUAGGCUUUUUGUUUUUCUUGCUUUUAUUCCCUUUUUUUUGUUGGCCUUGUGCUGGGUUUGUUUACAAAAGAUGUAUUUUGUUUAACCAGAAUUAAAAAUGGAAAACUC